AUGAUAAUGGUGCUGACGCCGCGCCAGAAGCAAGAAUUAGAAAACGCAAUUGCCGAUUACCUUGAAAAUAGUGGCUACACAAAUGCUCUGGAAGCAUUCAAACAAGACGCCAAAAUUCAAAGGGACAAUGAUACUGGCGAAAAGGGAAUGCUUGAGAAGAAAUGGAUUUCCAUUGCUCGGCUAUCCAAAAAGAUUAACGAGCUAGAAGACAGAAAUCGCAAAUUAGAGACUGAAUACAUCAACGGUGCUCCACUGAGAGACAAACGCUCGCCCACCGAAUGGAUUCCCAGACCACCUGAGCGGGCGUCAAUGGACGGGCACACCGCUCCAAUAACUAAAGUAAUAUUCCACCCCGUUUUUAUCCAAGUCGUCUCCGCCAGUGAGGACGGUACCAUCAAGACAUGGGACUACGAAAGUGGGACUUACGAGAGAACAUUGAAAGGCCAUACAAACGCUGUGCAGGACAUUGCGUUUAGCCCCAACGGCAAAAUACUAGCAUCGUGCUCAGCCGACCUAAGCGUCAAGCUUUGGGACUUUCAGCACUUUGUCUGCACCAAAACUCUCUACGGCCACGACCACAAUGUGUCUUCGGUGACGUUUCUUCCGUCAGGCGACUACGUGCUUUCGUGUUCCCGUGAUAAAACCAUCAAAAUGUGGGAUGUUUCAAAUGGUUACUGUGUCAACACGUUCUCUGGUCAUCGUGAGUGGGUGAAAAUGGUUCGCGUCAACACCGAUGGCUCCUUGAUGGCGACAUGUUCGAAAGAUCAUACUAUCAUCAUUUGGAAUUUGCUCAAUGCAAACAGUGAUGUCAAGGUCAUGUUUCGUGAACACGAUCACACCGUCGAGUGUAUAGCCUGGGCCCCCAACUCUGCUAGCAAACCCAUAUCGGAGGCUUUUGAAGAGAAGAAAAAAGAGCUCCAAGGUCCUUAUUUGAUAAGUGGCUCCAGGGACAAGACGCUUAAACUAUGGGACGUCGGAACGGGCGUUUGUCUGUACACAUUCAUCGGCCACGACAGCUGGGUGAGAGAUGUGUGCUGGCAUCCAGCUGGCAAGUACUUUAUCUCCGCCUCGGAUGAUAAGACCAUUCGAGUUUGGGAUGUAACCAACAAGCGCCUCAACAAAACUCUCGAGUCGCAUAAGCACUUUUGCACCUGCAUAGACUUUCACCCUACGAAUCCUUUUGUGGUCAGCGGCAGCGUCGACCAGACGGUCAAAGUGUGGGAGUGCCGAUAG
Messenger RNA from Rhagoletis zephyria (snowberry fruit fly), 1233 nucleotides. The record is from RefSeq and is a predicted model, not a curated record. Lineage: Eukaryota; Metazoa; Arthropoda; Insecta; Diptera; Tephritidae.